Molecule: messenger RNA, 2721 nt
Organism: Zerene cesonia (dogface butterfly)
Lineage: Eukaryota; Metazoa; Arthropoda; Insecta; Lepidoptera; Pieridae
Gene: Hph
Product: egl nine homolog 1
Exons: 7
Coding region: 41-1477 (478 amino acids)
Biological process (GO): cellular response to hypoxia; peptidyl-proline hydroxylation to 4-hydroxy-L-proline
Cellular component (GO): nucleus; cytoplasm
Molecular function (GO): peptidyl-proline 4-dioxygenase activity; ferrous iron binding; L-ascorbic acid binding
Source: RefSeq, a predicted model, not a curated record
CAGAAGGGCCGGCCCGAAGUAGUAAAGAUAUUAUUUCAGAAUGAAUCAAGAAGGCGUACUCGCUUGUUGCGCCGUUUGCAAAGAGCAAACUCAUCGUAGAUGCGCUCGCUGUCUUAAUGUUUAUUAUUGUAACACAGAACAUCAAAGGCAGGACUGGCGGAGACAUAAAAGUGAAUGUGCCCCAAAGUUACAAAAACAAGGUUCGCGUAACGUUGCAGAAACUGAAACUUCUCUUCACUCCGCUGAACUGUUAAAGGAUACCCAAACAAUAAAAACAAAUAACGUCUUAGAAAUAAAUGCGAAGGUUGACAAAUUGAAAUCGGCGGGUAGUGAAACGAGACGAUUGAAAAAGUCAAAAAGAAAAAGUUUGACUAAAGAGGGUAGUGAUAUUAUUAUUGAUAACACAAAUUCUUCCACACUUGAAGUCGUUGCUCAAAACAGUGAAAGUCAACUUAAAGAUACUGCCUUAAAAAACAAUAGUGUAAUUUCUAGUGUAGUGUAUACUAAUAAAGACGUGUCGAAAGUGAGUGCCAUUACCCACGAAGGUUCCUCAGAGCAGGAGAUAUUGAGUGAGAAAGCCCAACAAUUAAACACAGUGGAUUUUUCAGCAGCCGGUACUUCAAAUGUUUUGAAGACCGUAAAUAGGAGUGAUAUGAAGAUGCCUGCUCUUCCCAGUUAUACUGGAGAGCAGCCAACUAAGAUCAAGGAAUAUCCAGAAGCUUCCCUUAAAGGUAGCAGUGCACCGUUUAGCAACAUGGUGAACAGUUAUUAUAUGGAUCCAAGUGACCCCAACUAUGACAUCUGUCAAAGAGUGAUAAGGGACAUGACACAGUAUGGGGUGUGUGUUUUGAACAAUUUCCUUGGCAAGGAGCGAGGACUUUUAGUGUUAAAUGAAGUGCUAGAAAUGUACAGAUCCGGGAUUUUUACAGCUGGUCAAUUAGUUUCCAACCCUGGCAGCACGGAGGCGCAGACGAUACGGAGCGACAGGAUCACGUGGAUCGACGGCAAGGAACCCCACUGCUAUCAAAUAGGACAACUAAUUAGUCAAGUGGACAACAUAAUCCUGAAAGCAAACAAAAUGGCGAAUAAUGGCAAAAUGGGAAACUACAUAAUCAAUGGAAGGACGAAGGCAAUGGUGGCAUGCUAUCCAGGGUCUGGAAGUCAUUACGUGAAGCAUGUAGACAACCCGAACAAGGAUGGACGCUGUAUCACCGCCAUUUACUACUUGAAUCUCGACUGGGACGUGAAACGGUGCGGGGGGUUACUCAGAGUGUUCCCGGAAGGCACAAACCAGGUGGCGGACAUAGCGCCGAUCUUCGACAGGAUGCUGUUCUUCUGGUCUGACAGACGGAAUCCACACGAAGUCCAACCUGCAUUCGCAACCAGAUACGCCAUCACGCUGUGGUAUUUUGAUGCUCAAGAAAGAGAAGAGGCGCUACGAAAUUACAAACGCGGUCAGCCAUCUUCGAGCAAGUGAUGUCGGUUUCAAGAGCUCGCGAUAUAUCCGAGCUCAACCACCCUGAUAACGGCGUAGCUUACAACUCAUAAUUAAAUAUGCUAUUCAGCAGGCGUUUUGGACUGUUUUGUGCUGUUCUAUUUUUGAACCCAUGGACGUUCCUAAUUGACGUGGGUGCCUUGUGCUUCGUGUCUAUGGAAUGACGUGUCAAAAAGACUUGUAUACUGGCAUAUAAAUGAUAUAAGCAACUUUUUUCGAAUUUAUAAUCUCUGGUUUUGUAUGAAAACUAAAAAAAUGUUCUGAACUGUAUUUAAUUUAUAAAUCUGUCGAUUGUUUUUUUUUCUUUCGGUUUGUAUGUUAAUUACGUGCUUAAAUUUUUAUUAUGUAAUAUAAUUUGCAAUGAGAUGAGCACAAGGCGGACCCUAUGCUAUAUUAAUUAUUAAAUUGAUGGACAAUUUAAUAUUUAUUUAGUUUGUUAAACGAACACCUGUCUAUGACAGGACGAGUCAUAUGUUAGUUAGGUAUAAUAAAAAUAAAAGAAUGUUUAUUUUUGCUAAAGAGACCUUGAGUAUUAUUCUAAAAAUAUAGCCGUUAGUUAAAUUUGUUGAUGUUUUUAGGGAAGAUAUAUAUUUUAUUUCUGUUAUUUAGUCUACAUCUAUCUGUUGUGUUUUAUAAAUAAUUCUUCUAUGUUUAUUUUUUUCUUACCUUUUUAUAUCUUAUUUUAAAAGCAUCAACAAAAUAAUAUAAAUCACCAUUCUAUAUACGAGAUUUUCAAUUGUGUAGUAUUUAUUUUAUUUAGAAUUCGAUGCGUACCUAUAUAAAUAAAUUUGAAAAUUUGAUAUCCACCGAGACACGUCUGUAAAGGUUUUUCUUAUGAAUAUAUCUCAUGAGAUCUUCGUCGAGACAGAUUUUUCUUUAAUCAAAUUGUUGCAUUUUGUUUUCUUUAUUUAUUUUAAAGUGUAUCACAAAGUGCUACAUUAUUUAUAAAUAGUAGGAUAAUAUUUUCAUGUAUAUAAAAAAAUCUUAAAACAGAAUAACGCAAUUAUAUGAGCGUGUGUGUAAAAAGUAUUGAAUUUUAUACAACGUAGUUAGGUCUGAUAAGAUGUAAUUAUCUUUCAAAUGGUACUAUCCAAUUAUUGCUGAAUAAAUUAUGUGAUUGUAACUUGUUUUGAACAAAAUGUAAAGUUUGUUUUCUUUUUAAAAGAUGUAACAUACCCAUAACUAUUUUCUUUGUAAACAAGUGAUAUUAAAAAAAAUAUUAAUGA